AUGACGGCCUCAACCAACACCUUCUUCGGAAAGGUCCUCUUGCAGAGAGUCCCCGAAAUAUUGGUGACAUUUCCUAUAUUCGAACAUCAUUCUUGGGAGAUAGUGUUUCCGCUACCGGAUUUCCUUGUUUCUACAGGCCGCAAAGCCAAAGGUGCUGUUAUUGAUGAUUUGGCCAGUUACUUUGACUUGCCACAAGUCGAAAGACGCGAUGUAGCGGCCUUUGUUUUGAGAGGGGAAGACGUCAUGCGUGAGAAUGGUAUCGGCUCUCGAGAUAUUGCAGCCCUGCAAUUCAAGAUAUUCUGGGGAAUCAAUGGAAUGACAUCUAUACUUGCAUUCUGGCUUUUAGCUCGAACAGUUUAUACGCCCAAUCUUUUAGAAGAGCUCCGAGCCGAAGUUGCUCCUGCUUUCGAAAACGGUAUUGACACUGGGCCUGAUAUGGAAUAUUUAAAGACGUGCCCAAAGCUCAACGCGACGUUCUAUGAGACACUACGUGUUCAUGGAGGAGCAUCUGGGUUCCGUCGCGUGGUAUCAGACACCACUAUCGCAGGCUAUAACUUCAAGACUGGCAGCGAUGUUAUCAUGCCUUAUCGGCAGUUACACAUCGAUAAAGAAAUCUGUGUCCCAGCUGCAGAGACCUUCGAUAUCAACAGGUUCAUCGACAAUCCCAAGCUGGCUACGGGAAAAACGUUCAAGCCGUUUGGUGGAGGGCCGGCCUUAUGCUAUGGCAGAUUUCUUGUACGGCAGAUGGCCCCGUGCUUUCUUGCAACUCUAGUGACGAGAUAUGAUAUGGAAGUCGUUGGCGACUGUCCGUUUCCUGAGAUGGAUCAUAAAGUCCCCCAGGUGGGUGUCAUCGUUCCCAUUAUGGAUCAAAUUCCCAAGAUCCGAGUAAGACAAGUCACUGGUGGGUGA
This is a messenger RNA of Fusarium coffeatum, 909 nucleotides long. RefSeq lists its product as uncharacterized. Gene Ontology annotation, molecular function: heme binding; iron ion binding; steroid hydroxylase activity. Bases 1 to 909 code for a protein of 302 amino acids. The transcript has 2 exons. NCBI's taxonomy places the organism in Eukaryota, Fungi, Ascomycota, Sordariomycetes, Hypocreales, Nectriaceae. The record is from RefSeq and is a predicted model, not a curated record.